Pipistrellus nathusii (Nathusius's pipistrelle) is the source of this 1452-nucleotide messenger RNA. The record is from the annotation of a GenBank genome assembly. NCBI's taxonomy places the organism in Eukaryota, Metazoa, Chordata, Mammalia, Chiroptera, Vespertilionidae.
AUGGCGGAGGAGCGCGCGGCCGUGCGGGCCGCCGGCGGAAGCGGGCAAGAAGGCUUUGGCCGACCAAGUGUGUACCAUGCUGCAAUUGUAAUUUUCCUUGAAUUCUUUGCUUGGGGCCUGUUGACAACUCCAAUGCUAACUGUUCUACAUGAAACAUUUCCUCAACACACAUUCCUCAUGAAUGGUCUCAUUCAAGGUGUAAAGGGCCUGCUCUCCUUCCUGAGCGCCCCGCUCAUCGGCGCCCUGUCCGACGUGUGGGGGAGGAAGCCCUUCCUCCUGGGCACCGUCUUCUUCACCUGCUUCCCCAUCCCCCUGAUGACCGUCAGCCCGUGGUGGUAUUUUGCAAUGAUUUCUGUGUCUGGAGUCUUCUCAGUCACAUUCUCUGUGAUAUUUGCCUAUGUAGCUGAUGUCACUCAGGAGCAUGAGCGAAGUACUGCUUAUGGAUGGGUCUCAGCCACCUUUGCAGCCAGUCUGGUCAGCAGCCCAGCCAUUGGAGCGUACCUCUCAGCGAGCUACGGAGACGGCCUCGUUGUGCUGGUGGCCACGGUGGUUGCUCUUCUGGACAUCUGCUUCAUCCUAUUGGCUGUUCCAGAAUCCUUGCCAGAGAAAAUGAGACCACUCUCCUGGGGAGCUCAGGUUUCUUGGAAACAAGCAGAUCCUUUUGCGCCCCUGAAGAAAGUUGGAAAAGAUCCUACCGUGCUGCUCAUCUGCAUCACUGUGUUUCUUUCUUACCUUCCUGAAGCGGGGCAGUACUCAAGUUUUUUUCUCUACCUCAGACAGAUCAUAGGUUUUGGAUCUGUUAAAAUUGCAGAGUUCAUAGCUGUGCUAGGAAUUCUGUCUAUUGUGGCUCAGACAGCCCUGCUCCCUGUCGCCAUGCGGUCGCUGGGGAAGAAGAAGACGGUGCUCCUGGGCCUGGGCCUGCAGGGGCUCCAGCUGGCCUGGUACGGGCUCGGAUCGCAGGCCUGGAUGGUGUGGGCCGCAGCAGCCGUGGCCGCCGCGUCCAGCAUCACCUUCCCGGCGGUCAGUGCCCUGGUCUCUCAGAACGCGGAGUCCGACCAGCAAGGAGUUGCCCAGGGGAUCAUAACUGGAAUCCGAGGGCUGUGUAACGGCCUGGGGCCGGCGCUGUACGGCUUCAUAUUCUACAUGUUCCACGUGGAGCUGACGGACGUGGAACCGAAACCGAGUUCUCCCAGUGCUGCUUUGCAGGGAGCCCUCAUCCCAGGCCCGCCGUUUUUAUUUGGGGCGUGCAUAGUUCUUUUCUCUUUCCUGGUGGCCUUGUUCAUCCCGGAAUGCAGUCACGGGGCUGAGAAGCAUAGCAACAGCCUCAGCGGCACCGUGACCGACACGCCGGGGCGCGACAGCGACGAGGACAUGGAGCCCCUGCUGCCGAGCGGCAGCGCCUGGGGCCUGGCCCCCUUCGGGGAGCCGGCGAGCCAGUGCACCGAGCUGUGA